This is a messenger RNA of Linum trigynum, 2092 nucleotides long. The record is from the annotation of a GenBank genome assembly. Lineage: Eukaryota; Viridiplantae; Streptophyta; Magnoliopsida; Malpighiales; Linaceae.
CUUAUGAAUUCAUCAAACUAUAAUGAGAAAUCUCUUUGAAAUGAAUAUAAGGAUUUGAUUGUAGUGGUUGAAAAGUAGAAGUACCAAUUUGUGAGCAUACUUUUACCGACCUCUUGUUAGUCGUUAUCUAGCCAUCUCUCUAAACUCCGCUCCGUUACAGGCCGCAAGCAAAACUUUCCUCAAGUUUAUCAGACAGCCAUAUCGAAAGUCGAUCAGUCGCCAGAAUCCGGGCCGGAGACGCUAAACUGAGAAUACAUUCCUCGUUGCCGGAGACGCUGGACUGAAUUCGCUCGCGCGCGCGCGCGAGAACUCGUUCUUCCUAACUGCUCCUUUCGAAGCCCUAAUUCCAAACGUGGGGAAAAGAAGCAUGGGCGAAGCGUUGGGUGAGGGGAAGGACAAUCGAGUCCUUCAGUUCUCUUCCAAUGCCGGCGACAGUGCGAUUGAAUCCGCGGCUCAGCGAGCAGUGCUCCGUGAACAAGAAAUCGAGGCACAGAGAGUCAUUCAAGCUCAUCAAAGAGAUUCAGGAGCUGCAAGUCAAGAAGCCUCCAAGGAUGGUGCUGAUUUAUUUGCUCAACGACUUGAUCCCAACGCUAUAAAAGAGCACUUGUUGAAGAUGACGACUGACCAUCGCUCUGAAAUGGCUUCAAAGCAUGGGAAGCCUACAGUUCCUGAACAAGGUCGCAUGGAAAUUGGGAAUGGGUAUGGUGUGCCUGGUGGAGGGGCAUAUUAUGGUUCUUCAAGGCCGUUACCUGAUAAGGAAACGAACCAGGAAUCUGCUACUAAGGAGCUACCCGAUUAUCUCAAGCAAAAGUUGAUGGCAAGGGGUAUUCUGAAAGACAACAGAGAGAGGACAGGAAUUGGGAACAAAUAAACCAAUAGUAUGUACCUCCAUUCGUGGUUUCUAUUACUGAAUUUUUGUUUGUGGCCAAAAUUAUGGGUAACACUUAUGAACCAGCCUGGUUAUGCUGAAAGCGUUGAUUAGCAAUUUCUGAACUUCGCAUAUCGUAAAAUGUAUCCCAAGAUGACAGUUUUCGGGUUUCGUUUGCUGAUGUUGCUUGAAUAGUACUUCUGAUCCAUCAUUUCCAUUUUCUUAGCAUCUAAUGUAGCAGUUUGCCUUUUCAGGAGUCGAGAACGGUUUCGUCACAGCAUGUUCAGUUGAAUAAGCUGCUUCCUGGAUGGGUGAGUAACUAUUACUACUUUUGCACUAACUCAAGAACAUCAGUGAUCAGUUGUUUUGAUUCGUAAAUUACCUGCAUAGGCUUGGGUAUUUCUGAUUGUAAAAUCUUGAAAGAGGAAUAAAAUGAUAGAAGCAGCGAAAUCAGAUUUGGUUGGAUGAGUUUUGAUCUAGGCAAAUAAUGCGUUCUUUUGCUUGACUUAUUUGGUAUCUGUAAAGCAAAUGACUACUUAUGACUGAUGUCGCAUUCUCCAACCCCCUUACAAAUGUGGUUAUGAUGGCGUGUAAUCUGUUAUUGGAAAUGAACAAUUUCAAAUGGUAUGAUGUGUACCAGUUGAUGGACGGAAAUUGGUAGUUUUGCAUGCUGCUGAAUCCUAUUAUUUCUGUCUAGGCAGAAGCAAAAGAUCCCACAACAGGUGCUCCUUAUUACUAUAAUGAAAGCACUGGGGUGACUCAAUGGGAGAGGCCUCUCGAAACUCCUCCGACCAAGCAGGUCCCUUUACCUUUGGCUCUUCCUGGAAAUUGGGUGGAGGCUGUGGAUGAAACCACAGGUAUGCAUUAAAACUGGAGAACGUAGCUGGAAGUUGUGCAUGUGGAGGAAAUUGCUUGUGACUUCUUGCUUUGCUCUUUGAAUUUCAAGGUUGGUUAAUUUAUGAGAUUACUUGUAAUAAGAAGUCAUUGAAUUAUGAUGAUCGUGUGGACCAAGUGGUUGAGGUGGCCAGAUUCUGCUCCUUUUUCGUCUGAUUCUUACCUUCUUUUUGUGCUUGUAUCUGCGUAACUACUGCUCUACAAAUCAGCUGACAUGAUUUAAUGUUUUGCACUUUUGCUCUAAAGAUUUUUGUUAUGUUAAUAUGCCUGAUGAACAUGUAUUUGGAUCUGCAAUAGUUUGCGAAUAAUGUAUAAAAGUGCCACUAUAAA